Molecule: messenger RNA, 5657 nt
Organism: Mya arenaria
Lineage: Eukaryota; Metazoa; Mollusca; Bivalvia; Myida; Myidae
Product: vacuolar protein sorting-associated protein 8 homolog
Exons: 39
Coding region: 8-4204 (1398 amino acids)
Biological process (GO): endosomal vesicle fusion; protein targeting to vacuole
Cellular component (GO): HOPS complex; late endosome; early endosome
Molecular function (GO): protein binding
Source: RefSeq, a predicted model, not a curated record
AAUAAAAAUGGCGUCGGAAUCGAUGUCAGACCCAGGAAAACACGAAAUUAACUUCGAUAUUGAGUUUGAUGACUCGGAGUUCCAGUCUGACCUGCCAGAAGUUGACAACCCUCCAACACUAGAGAGUAUCCUGAACGAGGAGGAGACAGCGUCCGUGUUGGAGGAAGAUGAAAUCUCUAUCCCAUCUACAGUACAGGCGUUCAAGGACAGCCAGUCACAGGAUACAUCCUCACUGUCCAGUCAUGACAGCUCACUGACUGAUAAACCUACUAGGUGGGAAAAGAGGAGAGUAAGGAAACAGAAAGCCAUUCAUGGGUCUGUGUUGAAGUCCAGCAAACUGCAGAAAGUGGCUGCCCAGCUUCAGUCUGCUGCUGACAAAGUGGAUGCUGGGAUGCCAACAGCAAUGGCUGUGUCCAGCUUAAUAGCCAUUGGAACAUCUCACGGGCUUGUUCUGGUGUUUGAUUAUGAGCAGGUGUUAAAGUGGUGUUUAGGAUCCACAGCUGUAGGUGCUCAAUAUGGGGCUGUGUCUUCACUCAGCUUCAACAAGGACUGCACCAGGCUGCUUAGUGGAUUUGCUCGGGGACAGAUUACAAUGUGGGAUCUAAGCAAUGGCAAGCUAAUACGGACCAUCACAGAUGCCCAUCCACCUGGAACUGCCGUCCUGCAUAUAAAGUUCACAGACAGCCUUGUGUUGGCGGUAUGCAGUGACAGUGGGGGAUCUGUGUUUGAACUGGAGUUUAAACGGCUUAUUGGUAUGAGAUCCUGUGAGUCCAGAUGUCUCUUUUCUGGAAGUCGCGGUGAAGUAUGUGUGAUAGAGCCUCUGCACAUGAACCUCUCCAUGACAGCAAAGGACCACCCCAUGCAGGAUGUCUCCAUUCUCGCAAUGGCUUCAUUGUCAAAGGUAUUACUGGUGACGCUAAGCCCACAGCUAAAGGUUGUAUUCACCCAUCCACUGAAGGGCAGCCCUAGUUGUCUGCCCCUGCUGGCCUGGCAAUUUGUGGUGAUUCAAGUCAGCCAGAGUGACAGAGUUGUAGACCCUGUCCUUGUAUUUGCCAGAGAGUCAACCAUUCAUUUUCACCAGGUUGUAUGUAGAAGUGCCCAAGACAUCAAGUGCACAGGGCUACAGAAGAUGACUGUGCCAUACAAACUACUCAAUGUUACAUGGAUGAAUACCAGAACUUUGGUUACCAUAGAUACCACCGAGAAGAUCCAUGUGAUAGAUGUCCGGUCUGAAGAAGAGCUCCAGGUUCUCGACAUGACAGAUGUUCAGCUGGUAUACAACACCAGUUUCUUCAAGUCUCUGGCCACUGGUGGGAAUGUCAGUCAAGCUCUGGCGUUUGCUGGGGACCAUGCCUGCUACCAGACUCUAGCUAGCCACGAGAACAGACUGUUUGUACUGGGAUCUAAGGCAGUCCAUGUCUUCACAGUCAGAAACUGGAAAGAGAGGAUAGAUGUUCUUGUCCAGGAGCAAAAAUACCAGGAUGCCCUGGCGCUGGCUCUGUCCUUCUAUGAAAAUAAGGCUAAAGCCAUUGUGGGCUUAUCAGGCCCAAGUCAGAAAAAGAAGGAGAUUGUUGCUGACUUGAUGCUGGAUCUGCUGUUUGAGUAUGUGGACUUGUCCAUGACCCAGCUGUGCCCUGAUAAAGGCAAAAUUGAAGAGCUUGAAGAAUACUACAUGAAUAUAGUGCCAGUGUGUGUGGAAUACUGUCUACAUCUGAACAAAAUGGACAUCCUUUUUGGUCGGAUCUAUGAGAGGUUUAGCAUGGAUAUGAUAGCAAUGGGAACGUUUCUGGAAUGCUUGGAGCCAUAUAUCCUUGAUGACAGACUAAGAGUGAUGCCCCCUGUCGUUAUGAAAGAUUUUGUAACUCACUACGAAGCCAGAAGUAUGCUAGAGAGUGUGGAAGCCUGCAUAGUACAUAUGGACGUUUCCAGUCUUGACAUUCACCAUGUGGUUCACCUGUGUUGGAGCCAUGGUCUGUAUGAUGCCAUCCUGUAUGUGUACAACAAGGGAAUGUUUGACUAUACUACACCUCUGGAAGAGCUUCUGUCUACAUUGAAGGCAGCUGUGGACACUGGCAAACAGCUAUCAGACCAGCAGAUUAGAUUAGGUAACAAGCUUCUGGUGUAUGUCAGCUGCUGCCUGGCUGGCAGGGCGUACCCACUUGGAGAUAUUCCAGAAGAACAUGAAGCCAGGGUCAAACAAGAUGUGUUUUCAAGCCUGACAUGUCGGCAUACCAAGGCAAAGCCUGCAGAUGAGCUGGAGUUUCCAUAUCUACGCACUCUGCUGGUUUUUGACACUAGAGAAUUUCUGAAUGUCCUUGCACUGGCUUUUGAAGAGGAAGAGUUCAACACAUCAGAAGGGAUAGCUAAGAGACAGCACAUUGUAGACAUAUUACUGAGGAUCAUGGUGGAAAGUGUUGGAUUCACACCAACCCAGGUGGGCGUGUUGUUUACAUUCCUGGCACGACAGAUGGCGCGACAUGAGAACACCAUCACUGUCAACAAACUACUGUUUGAACAGGUGUUGGAGUUCCUUUGUAACCCUGAUGAUGAAUCCCGCCAUGAGGAACGACAGCAAGCUCUAUUAGAGCUUUCCCACGCUGGGGGGCUUAAACAGGUCGAUGAAGAGAGGUUCUUACAUCUUGCAGAGAGGGCAAAAUUCUACCGAGUGUGUGAACUACUGUACGAGAAGAGGAGAGAAUUUGACAGGAUCCUCUCAUGUUACCUGAGGGACUAUGCCAGGAAGUACCAUGCAUUCAACUUCAUCAGUAGUAUUGUUGACAGUGACAGAUUUACUCCAGAAGAGAAAGCCAGUAUCCAGGCUGAGGCCUUGAACCACAUAGAGGAGUUGGUAUCUAUAGAUAGCAAGCAGGCGGCCCAAAUGGUGUUCAACAAUCUUGCAGUGAGCUUGGCUGAUGUUGUCAAGCAGCUUAAGUCUGAGGAAACUGUGCUCUUUGAGUUCUUGCAGGGAGUUAUGGCUUUUAGUUUGACGAGUGGAAGUGCUAUAAACACGGACAAGCAGAUCCAAGUUGAGGCCUCCAUAUUUGAACUGUACAUUGACCUUAUGUGCAAGUUUCGGCCAAACGAUGUGUACAACUUCAUCAAACCAAAUGAGGGCUACAGACUUGAACAAACAUUGGCAAUAUGUCGCAAGCACAACCUAGCUGAGCCUACAGCGUUCCUGCUGGAGAAGGCAGGCGACAUUCAAGGGGCUUUUGGAAUAUAUCUGGAAAUUCUGUCUGGCAAGCUGAAAAAGUUGACUGAAAACCUGCUUGGUUCUUCCGAUGGAAACAAAGCUAUUUCAGAUAUGAGUUGUCAGUUCAAUGAAGCUGAGGCGGUGCUACUGGUCAUCAUUCAGCUGUGUCAGAGAAAUUCUAAUAAGAUGGACGAACAAACCAGAGAGUCGCUAUGGUUUCCACUGCUGGAUGCCCUCAUGUUUCCACAGAGACGAAUCAAGGAUAUUGAUAACAAGGAAAUUCUCAAUGACUUUAAAAAGCUGACUCACCAUGUUUUGAAUAACAUGAUGGGGUACAUUGCUCUGCCCGCGAUUCUACAGAAGAUUAUGCAGGACCCAGCCUACAACACAGGAAAAUUCGGGGAAAUACGGGAACUUAUUCUAGGAAUGUUAGAAACUUACAACUAUGAACAGACGCUGAUGAUCACCUGUAAGAACCUCCUGAACCACGACAUCCACAUGCAUCUCCGUAACCUGACCAGCGUGGCAGCCAAGGGUUACAUACCGCGCGGAGAACAAUGUCGUAUCUGUGUGAAACGAUUCAUUAAUCAGCAGGAUUCUGACACUGUCAUUGUGUUCAGAUGUGGGCAUUCCUACCACAGUAACUGUCUGCAGGCAGUUGGGUCAGUCCAUGUUAUAGAUGGGGAGGACACCUACGUGUGUUAUCUGUGCAGCAAUUCCAAACGGGGACAGACGCAGAGUUCCCGUUUCCACAGAUCGCUAUCAAACCCGAUGACUGCACAACAACUAGGACUCAGACCUGACCGGGCAAGAGAUUCGUCUGAGGAUCCCCAGCACAUACAGAAUGUGGACGCUGUCCGUAGGUCCAUGAGAACCCCUUCUAGGCUGGGUAUGUUAUCAGAGCUGUCCAAGCCUGAAUCUUCAUCAAGAACUUCCCGGUCUCCAGCUUCCAGCAUCUUUCAACAGGAUAGAUUUAAACUGAACGUGGGGGCGCCUCGAGUGUUUGACUGAAAAUUCCUACCAUGUAAAUUUCAGCCCUUCAAACAGCCAAUUAGAGCAGAGUAUUUCUUGCACUCUAUCUUUGUUAUUGGUGUAUGUGAGUCGAUGCAUACAUUAGACAGUGAUGUUAUACAUGAUGAUCCACUUACUGGAGUUUCAUCAAUAAACUAUAAUUUGGUUGUUGUUUAUGUAUUACAAAUUAAACCAAUUUAUUCCAACAGUCGAUGUUGCUCCAUCGGAAAAUUUUGUAAUAUAUGAGCUAUAUCUUAACAUACGCUACAAAUUUCCAAAAUGAUAAAAAGUUUUACAAGAAAAAUGAUAUAGAGUCUAAAAUGUACUCAAAUUACACAAGUACAUGAGCUGUACUUAAGCAGUUAUUGAGCCAUGGCUGAAACUCAGAUCAAGUGGCAGAGGUUUACCAGUACUCUGAUAGUACAACCAUAUGCUUUAUGUGUUUAAAAAGUAUUAUCCAAUUAAAAUUAACCAGCUGCCAAAGCAAUUACUGCAACUUGUUGAGAUCAUUUGGCAGGGGUUGUUCACUCAAUCCAUUAGAUAAUGCAACCAUGUGCUUUUAUGCAUAAAAAAAAUAUUUAUCCAAUUACUGGGGUACUUAUUUUUAUGAUUGGCAAUUUGCAACUUGUCGAAGAUUCAAGGUGUGAUAUAUUAAACAUUUUUUUUCCUGUCUUAACCAUAAAGAAUUAAACCGCACAUUGGGGCACCUAUAUUUUUUGACUGGAUUCAAUGUAAAGUUGUGCGUUGUCUAAGUAAAAUACAUGUAAGUGCUGGAGACAUUCAAAUUAUUCUGGUGACGGACAUAUUUUGUAAAACAGUUGAAACCUGUUGGCUUGAUAUUGCUUGGCUCGAUUUCCACAAACUUGAUUUAAAGGACUAAACUGUUUUUACUCUAUAUAAGCAUUCCUGCUUGCUUUGAUAUUCGCCAGGCUCAUGGUUUUUCUGGUUCGUCUCUGGGAUAUCGAGCCAACAGGUUUUAACUGAAGAUGUUCUAUUCAACACAGGUAUCAAACAUCAGAUUAUAUCAGUAUGUGGUAUAUAAUCGAUACAUUAGAACUGAUUUAAACAAAGAAGUGUCUAAACGACUCUCUCGAUAAAUUUUGUGUUUGUUGUUAAAGAUGGCUUGUGCAAUAUUGCUUGUUAUGAAAUGUUAAUGACUAUUAUUGUGAAUGUUGCGUACCACAAGUGUUUAAAUUUUGCUAGGUUAGUUUUUCAUGUCUUCUUGAUUUUGGUUUAAAUUUCCUUACACCAUUAUUGAAUCAUUGACGAACAUCUGUUUAACAAAAUUCUGCUAGAUUAUUACACCUGCAAAUAUCAAAUCCUCGCUGAAAUUCAGCUAUCAGAUUAUUAAAUUAAAAUUUGAUGCUGAGGUGUAUGAACAAACAGUUCUUGGUUGUUUUAUAAUAAAAAUGUACCUAGAAAUUAUGAUAAUAAAAUGAUGUGUCAAAACUUC